This is a messenger RNA of Funneliformis mosseae, 310 nucleotides long. Lineage: Eukaryota; Fungi; Glomeromycota; Glomeromycetes; Glomerales; Glomeraceae. The record is from the annotation of a GenBank genome assembly.
AGCAUCAGAUCGAGUAGCAUUGCAGACAUGGACUUUUGAAAGUUAUCAUAAUUAUAACGUAAUAUUGAGGCGUAAACUUAAAAAGUUGAUUUCUGAUUUUAUUAAAAAGUACAGAUUAACUAAGGUAAAGCAGCCAACGGUACAACAAGUUACAUUUAAUCUUUUUGUUCAAGAAAAUCUUUUGAAUAAAGAGGUGAUUGAUGCUGUCAAGGAUUUAAAUAAUAUAACAGUUGAUAUGAAGAUAUUUGCAGCCGAUAGGAGAGAUGUCUUGCAAAAAUUGGAUAUUAGAACACUGCUUAAUUUAAACUAA